Messenger RNA from Monopterus albus (swamp eel), 5012 nucleotides. RefSeq names its product neuronal pentraxin 2a (gene nptx2a). NCBI's taxonomy places the organism in Eukaryota, Metazoa, Chordata, Actinopteri, Synbranchiformes, Synbranchidae. The record is from RefSeq and is a predicted model, not a curated record. The coding region runs from base 622 to 1971 and encodes 449 amino acids. The transcript has 5 exons.
CCAUAGCAUGUCUUGGAUCCACUGGGACUCGGUGCUGACGUAAACUGGAGAUGAAUAACCCGAGCGCACAGAUGAUGAGCGGAAGCGCCGGAGCGCACCUCCCCUUAAUAAUCUGUAUGAGCAGCGUCGCUGUCUUUUCAGCACCACUCACCGAUAAUCCAGGCAAGCGGAGAGGCAGGACUGGCAAAACUGACUUCUCUGCAAUCUACUGUGGAUGUUUUUGUUUUUGUUUUUAUCUCCAAGCAACACAAUACAACUUUUUUUUUUCCCAUGGAAGAAGAUAACAAAUCCUCAUUUUAAGGAAAAUAAGAGUUUUGAUGUAUUGGUCUAUUUGUUUUUCCCCAAACAGGACUGACCAUAUGGUUGGUGGAUGUGUGAUUUUACAGCUUUUCGCUGCGGAUUCUGCUUAAUUUUUUUUUUUUUUCAUAAUUCCAUUAUAGACUUAGUUGAUCUUUUAAUUGCGCUUUGGAAGUCCAGAAGAAUGUCACAUGAAUUAAUAAGUUGUUGCUGAAAGAACUUUAGCCUAGUUGAUUAUUUUGCGAGAGGCUUCAGAUGUUAAGUCAGUAAUUUAGGAGUCAUUUGUUUUUCCUUUAAUACGUGGAGAUUGUGUAUCUAGUAGGGAUGUUUACUUUAGUAGUUGGACUGUUGUACCUGGUCAGUGGACGCACGGUGCAAAGCCAGGACGCUACAGGUAGCCGCUUCGUCUGUAAUGCCAUUCCCCCGGGCGCAGAGCCUGGCUGCGACUAUGGUCCUACCGGGAACCGUGUCCAGAGCAGCAGCCCUGUGGAGGACGAGCUGCGGAACACGAUCAUCCACCUCCGGGAGACCAUCCUGCAGCAGAAAGAGACCAUCGUGAGCCAGCAGGGGACAAUCAAAGAGCUCAACUCCAAGCUGGCGCGCUGUGAGACGGUAACCGAGGAGACAUCGCAGGGCAAGUCCCGAGGUCAGGGUACCAGACGGAAGGAGUACGGCAAGAAUACCAUGGGGGACCUACCCAGGGACCCCAGCGAGUCCAUAGACCAGCUGGGCAAGACCAUGCAGACUCUCAAGGGUCGGCUUGAAAACUUGGAGCAGCAAAGUGUACGUCUUCCCAACACAAAUAUGUCCGCUGGAGGUGCCUCAGGCCUAACUCCUUUGCCCCCAGAGCUGCGGGAGCUGCUGCGGCAGCGUCUGGGGGCGCUGGAGACCCGGCUCCUCCGGAAGGUGGCUGAGCUGGAGGAGGAGAAGAGCCGGCUCUACAAUGAGACAGCGGCUCACCGCCAACGCACAGAGAGCGCUCUCAAUUCCCUCUUGGAGAGGAUCAUCGAGCUUGAGAAGAGUAAUAAUGCCUUCAAAUCACCUGAGGAUUUUAAGGUGUCCCUUCCUCUUCGCACGAACUAUCUGUAUGGCCGUAUCAAGAAGAGCCUCCCAGAAAUGUACGCCUUCACCGUGUGCAUGUGGCUCAAGUCCAGCGCCAGUCCCGGCAUAGGAACCCCAUUCUCCUAUGGUGUGCCAGGCCAAGCCAAUGAGAUAGUCCUCAUCGAAUGGGGGAACAACCCCAUUGAGCUGCUAGUUAAUGAUAAGGUGGCCCAGCUCCCUCUGUCAGUGAGUGACGGGCGCUGGCACCAUAUAUGCAUCACCUGGACAACGAGAGAUGGUUUCUGGGAAGCGUACCAGGAUGGCGAGCGUCAAGGCACUGGGGACAACCUGGCCCCCUGGCAUCCAAUUAAACCAGGAGGGGCGAUCAUCCUGGGCCAGGAGCAGGACAUUGUUGGAGGCCGUUUUGACGCCACCCAGGCCUUUGUGGGCGAGCUAAGCCAGUUCAACAUGUGGGACCGAGUGCUGCGGCCAGUGGACAUCAUGGGUCUGGCCAAUUGCUCAGCUUACAUGCCUGGAAACGUGGUUCCUUGGAUUGAUGCUAAUGUGGAAGUUUUUGGCGGUGCGACUAAAGCUGCUCUGGAGAUCUGUGAAGAUCGUGCUUUUGAUUCCUAAAGGAUCUAUUGUAAGGAAUCCAGUACGAGUAAUUGGGAUUGAGAAGCUAAGUAUUCUGACUGUUUGUUGCUUUUGUCAACUCCCAAAGGAAAGAGCAUCAGUACAUUUUUACAUAUUUAUAUGAUCUCACUGCAUAGUCUCAAAGACUCACAUGUUGAUGUGUACAUUCAAUUUGCACCCUGGAGACAGUACAGGAGAUGUCAAAUUGGUCUGCUCAUCUGAAGAAGAUGCUGUAUGCUGUUGCAUCAGUCUACCAUAAUGAUGUCACCUACUGUUAUUCUGUUUUGUUCUCUUCAGUAGCUUUCAUUUGACUCCCCUUUGAAAACAAUUCUUUUUGGUUGCAUUCCUUAUACCGACAAUAUGCGCUAUAUUUGUAGUGAGUGUGCGCUCACACAGGUUUUGAUGUGCUGUGGAACACCAUUCCCGAGUUACAUGGUAGAGUACUACAUGCUGUGAGCUUCCUUGCUGUUUGAAGAGCAAUGAGGCGCUGAACAAGAAGUGCAGUGAAAUGAGGUGGAUGCUCUAGAGUUCAAAGUGGGCAAGAACAACCCUCUCUAUUGAUUAUCUUGCAGCAACCCAACAAUACAGAUUGUCUAUUAUGCAUGACCCCAAGCAGCGAUUGGAAGCCAGUGCAGAAGUGACAGUGCAUGCCUUCUGUCAAUACACAGAGCGUGUGCUGCGUCCAAACAAGCCAAUGCAGUGUGUUGACGACAUUAUGUAAGUGUGUUCAUGUGUGUAUGGCUUCUCUUGUGUGCAAAAAAGACCAGAGAUUAUGAGGAAGGGAGUUCUUGUAAAUCUAUGAUUAAUGCCUCCAUGACCCUCGAGCAGCUGCUGUGUCCCAAACAGCUUUGUGGAAGUGCUUGCUUUGCUCAGGUUAAUAGCAAUGUCGGAUGGCUGCCCGCGACUGGCGUAUCAACCAACCUGUGGACACCAGCCAAGCGGCCGUUGAUGACAGGGACUGCGCUUGACCUUCAAGGACAAUCCUUAAGUCUUCGGCUUGGUAGUAAUCAUCUGUGCUUAUGAAUGAGUGUGGCAGUGAGCAGCCACUGGUCUGUUGGUGUUUCAUUAAGCUAAGUGUAUUGUAAUUAAUAAAAUAUUGAUAUAUAGUGGGGGUGUCAGCAUCACUCUCUGGACAUUAUGAAUGUUUCAAUCAGAUGGAAUUUGGUCUUAGAUGUCUCUCACUGAACAAGAUGAACAGUUUUGCAUAUGAUAUAUUUUUCAAAAAAUUUAUUUAUUCACCACUCAGUGAGUAAAAAAGCUGUUUUUUGCAGUUUAAUUUAUGUCUGUCCUUAAUGUUACAGUGGACAUUUGUUUCAACACUGUUUAAACAGUAAAAUAUUGAAAACAAAGCCUGGUGCUGAAAGAGAUUUGGUAUCACCUCCAGAGUUUCUAUUUUACCUCUCUGUGGACUUUCCAUAUUGAGGAGACACUAGUAUAAAAAGCUUCUAUUCACAUUUGAAAAAUGCUACAAUGCAGUAGAUACCUGGACAGAAUGUUAUAAAAGUGAAGGUGUACAUUCAACUUUAUAUGGACUUGUUGAACAUGUCACCAUCCUGCUGUGACUGUUGCUCCUUUGAAUGUCGUUAAUGUUUCAAUGUAAAAGUUUAUUUUCGUGUACAAAGUGUAUUUUUCUUGCUUUUUCUGUUCAUGAUUUUUGUCCAUUAGUAGCACAUUAUGUAAAAAUAGCAGCGUUACUAAAAAUGCUUUGUCUAAAUGGUAAACGGCCUUUUGUGAGAACCAUACGUGUUCUUGCUUGUGAACAAACUUGUUGUCAGCUUUUACAACGCUAACAGCUCACGAGCAGCACAGACAGCGAGGGACACGAGAAAAAGAAUUGUGUUUGCUAUUGUUGUUUUAAAGUCUUCUUUAUGUGCAGUACCCGUUCAAAUGUUGCACCUUUGAGCCGUGUGGCUGAAUGUCCAUCUGCAACCAAUAAAAGAAUGAACAAGUUCUACAAGUGUGAGAAUUAAAGCAGUAACUCAGUGAUGUGACUGAACAGCUGAACAGCUGUUUGAACAGUCGAAACCUGUUUUAUUAAAAUAUCACUGCACAGCAUUAGUGAUGAAGUCAGAGUGGAGCGUAUCCCUGCCAAGGUCAUGUGCCCUGCUUUCCUGAUGUUUCUUAAUAUGGAAGCCCCACUUUAAUUUUUGAUGGAGAUUAAUAAAAAUCAAUAUUUUACUGUGACAUUUUUGGCCACAUCAAUUCUAAAGGAGCUGAAGGCGUCUGUCUAGUUGGUAGUCAUAUCAUUUGUAGGAGUAGUCGUAAUACACAUGAAAGGAUAUGUCCUCUCAUCUGGGCAAUGUAAUGUUGUCAACAGCAGAGAAAUCCUCUGAACUGGCAGUGACCCAGGUGGCAAUGAAAAAAUCUGGCCAUGUGGAUUAUGGGAGAUGCUACUAUGUAGGACACUGUGAGCCUUCUUCAUUCUCCUCGACACUGUGUGUCGAUGCUACUGCAAAUGAGGGGCCAGGGGUUGCAUGAGGGGGCCCCGAUUGUUUUAUUUUAACAACAAUCUGAGGCCUCUAAUAGACAACCAACAAUGUUAAGUAUGGGGACCUUUUUAAACAUAUUUUGAUUCAUUGCAUUGCUACUGUACCACUGCAAUUCGAAUGUUUUUGAAUUAAUUAUUCCAGAAAAAAAUUCCAAUUUGCAUUUAUUUAGUUGGUGUAAAACACACACUGUAGAAUGCCAAUGAGUAAUGUGUGGUUCCUCAGCUAAUCUUGUUAUGCUUGGGUGUAAGAGGAUGGUAAUAUAUGUAGACAUGCAGAGAAUUCCUGAUACUCAUUUUUGCUAUGAGAUGACUCUGUAGAAUUCUUUCUUCUUCCAUAAAUGCUGCUGUUAAGUUGGAACAAGGUGUGGAACCAUGAGUGCAGCCUCUGCUGGAGUCUCCAAAACAAUUCAGUCAGUGCUGAAGAGCAAGCAAACACUUAUGACAAACUGGUUGCUGCUGUCACAUCAUACUGUACCUCCUGCUUUCUCCUUCAUAUUUGGUGAAUACUGUGUAUAAGACAAAUUAUCUGUGAGAAGGUGUUGCAGGGCGCUAA